Molecule: messenger RNA, 7480 nt
Organism: Cydia pomonella (codling moth)
Lineage: Eukaryota; Metazoa; Arthropoda; Insecta; Lepidoptera; Tortricidae
Exons: 11
Coding region: 917-2395 (492 amino acids)
Biological process (GO): G protein-coupled receptor signaling pathway
Cellular component (GO): membrane
Molecular function (GO): peptide binding; G protein-coupled receptor activity
Source: RefSeq, a predicted model, not a curated record
UACAAUCAACAUCAUUAGCGUAUGAAAAUACAAGCUUAAAGUAUAAUACUUUUCACAAUAGAAAUAUAUCACGACAAUUCGUGUCUAAAAGUAUGUAUAUACGUACAUUAGUUUAAUUUUUCUGUAUAUAGGAACAUUUAUCUUUCUGGUAAACUAUCAGAGAAUGGUAAUACGCAUAGUCUGAGACGCUACUUUCAAGAAUGUACAUAAUCCCUGCUUCAUCAAAACCAAUUCCAAAACGGAUAUUAUAAAGGGCUACACAAGCUUCGUUAAGCCGCCCCAUCUGCAACUGAGUGCCAAAUCCAAAUCUCAGGGAGCAAAAAGAAAUCACAUCCUCGAAAAUAGAUCGGUCUUCAUGUGAGCUCAUCAUUCGCGAGAAGCGUCAGCGUCACGACUGUAAUUAAUUAGGGUCCCGCAAAAAGGUGUCGAGGUCCAGCGACUGUGACGCAGGCUCCUGCGGCAUGGCAGUAUCCGCCCAAAUGCCGACCUGGCCGCCCGCGUCUUUGGCCGGGCGCGCCGCCUAACCGGCGCGAGCUUACAAAAAAUAACGUUCCUCUUUUAAAAUUCGCUUUUAAUUUUGGAAGACUUUAUAGUGCCAGUUACAUUUCAUAGACAAUUUUUUUGUUUUUCGAUAAAGUUAAAUCGUGGUUGACUUUAGAGUUUGCUUAAGUUUACAUUUAUAAUUGUUGCAUACCAGUUUUAAAACUUUAGAAAUCGAAGUUCAAUUUUCAAUCAUAAUAUUAUUUUAAUUUAAUAGCAGCAAUUAGUGCAAAAAGUGACUGAAACAAAGUGUCGGAUUGAAAGAGUGCAAUGUCAGUGAAGAAUUACGUGAUUUGUUAUAAAGUGCAGUGGGCCGGAGGGGGGAUGCAGCUGACGGUUCGACAGUGAGUGAUCUGCGACCAGUGACGCCAGCAACAUGUCCGCAGGAUCGGCAGUGGCCAUGAUCGGCGCAAACCUGCGUUUCGGGUCAGCCGGUGCGACCAACUCAUCCAUUCUCAAUCACACGCGGCACUGCCCGCCAGGCGGCGCCGCCAGCGCAGCGGCGUUGCUGGCGCUGUCGGGGCUGGGAAUGUCUGCGAAUCUAGCGCUGAUGACCGUCAUAUUGAGCAAGAAGCAGUUAAGGAGGUGGUCACACGGGCUUCUAUUCCAUCAGGCAAUAGUCGACUGCGCCCGCGCCGCCAUUUUGCUGCCGCUCGGCAUCGCCGUCUUCCGUUGCCAGCCAGUCUACAAAUGCUCGCUGGUCGAAACUGCGUUUCUACUGUUGGUAACAGUAUCAACGGUGAAUAUGCUAACUACGGUGUUAAACGACAGCCCCAUAUUUCCGGAAAACGAAGAAGAACAAGCCGAUUUAUCUGCUCCCCUGCUAAUGGACAGCCCGCAGUGCGUCCUCUUCGGCACAUUCAUGAUCUGGUUCGCAUCCAUCACGAUCAACCUCGGCCCAACGUUUCUGUCGGGCGCACUAGCAGCCAGCGCCGGGCACUACGGAUCCUACGGGGCAUCACCCUCUUGCCCUCUAGUCCGAGGGCCUUUCCGACACUACGUCCUCAACGCUCUCUGGAUUGGCGUAAAUGCCGUAUGCGUAGGCCUCACGCUGUUCCAUCUCAAGAAACUGCACAGAGACCUCACUAAGGCUAACGUAGAGGCAGUGCGAGUAGCUGGUCUAGUGACCACGCUUGUCAGCAUGGCUGGAGACAACAGGCGCAUGGACUCGCUGCCUAACAGCGUCGGACCGAGGACUGUAGAUGGAGCAUUAGCGGACGGCCAGCGCAUGCAAAGCUCAAAUCUGCCGCUGGGCGGCGGGCGUCGCCUGCGGGGGUACCUGGCGCGGGUGGAGCGGGAGGGAGUGCGCCGAGUGCGCAUGUUCGUCGUCAUUACCGCCGCGUACGUGUUGUUCUGGGGGCCGCUGUUCAUCGUGACGCUGCUACACCACCCGGCGCUUACGUCGCAUAUAGCGUAUGAGAUGUACUUCCAAAUCUCGCUGCACAUCUCGUACGUGCACGCCGCAGUGAACCCGCUGCUGUUCAUGGCCCUGCAUCGCGCGCUACGUCGAGCGGCCCUGCAACUGUGCUGCGGGUGCUGUGUGCAUUGGAGCCAGUUUGUUCUGGCACUUACAGCUGCUGCCCAGUCACCACUGGCACCAGCCUCCUUCUCCCCAGCAGCAGCAUCGCCCGAGCCGCCCCCUGCACCGCCCCCACCUAUGGCGCCCCCCGCGCCGCCAGCGCCCGCGCACUCGGUCCCCGCGCCUCACACGAUGAUGAGUUGGGAAGUUGAGGAGUGUGACGCUGAGAGUAUGUCGAGUGCGCGUGUGCAGGGAGACGAGGAUAUGAUGGGGGAGCCAUGGAGCAGCGUGCGCCGGCCCCCGCGCUCCCCGAGCCCCCUGCUGCCCGCGAUCUAAGCGGCCUCGGCCUUCGACGCAGCCAUUCUGCAUCAUGCCGCGUCCUCGUAAGCCGGCGCCCGCGCCGCGGUCGCCACACAUAUCCGCGCUGCAUUUACUAUCAUCCGUGUCCAAAUAUCUAUGUAAAUAUACGUGAAACUUCAACGAAUUAUAUGUAUAUAGUUAGUAAAUUAGCGAAACAUUUAUGUACGAAGAAGUUUCUGGUUUACAUAUAAAUGGUAAAUUACAACGGUUUUCUACCAGAUACUUGCAACCUUAGUAAUGGAGAAAAAAGUGCAAAGUUCUUUAGUUAAGGUAAAAACUAUUACGGGACUAAUUGGCUAUUGAUAAGUGAACCUGAACCUGGAAUUAAACUUGUUAUAAGGUUGUAUAAUGGAAUAAGAAUUAUUCUGAGGCUAUACUAUCAGAAUGGAUCUAAUUUUAUUAUAUUUAUUCGGACUAAGUAUUUAAAGCACAGAGUAAAUCAAGUACUUUAAAAUAAUGAAUGUUUAUGGUGUAUUCGAUUAAUGGGUGUUCUAAUUCUAUAAAUUAAGCACUUAGAGAAAAUUUAUAGAGAUCUUAUUGUAUCAUAAACGUAUGUAGGUAUUUUAAAUAUUAUACACUUGUAACAUUUUAUGGGAAGCUCAAAUUCUAAACAUGAGGACAUAGCAUACAUCUCAAUCAUAUGCACUAGAAAAUGUACCGACUGGAAUCGGUCAUAGUCUAAAUAAAGAUUCUAUUUUUGUUAGUAAAAAUGCAAUCUCCUAUGUACUUAAGCAAUAUGUUCUCAAGACACCAAUUAGAUAGGAAAAGUAGUACUUAUAAAAUAAAGAAAUAUAUUUAUGAAAAUUAUGUGUCUCCUAUCACAUUGUUUUAACUUGUUGUUUUGUAAAUACUAAAACGUACGAUUUCCACAAUUUAUAAUCUUAAACAAUUAAUUUAUAAAUUUAAACUGUUAUCCGUUUUCAAAUUAUUUUUUGUGUGUAUUUCCUGUUAAUGUGAUUAUCACCAAAACUUUGUUGAUUGUUAACAUUUCUCUACUCAAUGUAAUUUUUAUGCAUAAAGACUGACUAAUUUUAUUUUUCUGUUUAACUGUCCUGUGUGUAUUCCUAUGAACUUAUGUAAGUAUACUAUCUUAGUUUUAAAUAUCAACUAUAUGACUCGAUAAAUGUAUCACUCUUAGAAUUAAGUUACAUGUGAAUAUUAAUUUUCACUUAUAAGAUUAUAUGUAAGUAUGUCUUAUCUAGGUUAUAUUUUUUUUAGUCAACCGUUCUUUUACACAAAAAAUCCUGUGAACUGAAGAUAUUUGAUUUUGAUUUGAUUGAACUUGGUGACAAUCUUACACAAGUCAACCUAGUCCGAAACUGAGAGAUAUAUUCUUUUACAUUAUAAGUAAGUCAUCACUUACUAGUGUCAGUCAAUUGAUUGUCCUCGUUAAAGAAUUAAUUUCAUAACAAAUAUGUCUUUAGGCUAGAUUAACACACGCCAACAUGAUUGGUAUAAUCUAGCAAAUACGAGUAUAAACCAUAUUUGAAAAUCCGAAUGUUACUUCGACAGAUUUUUCCUCCGCCGCCGCCGAAACAUAUUAUAUACAUUAUUGGCGCUAUGGAUGCGAAAACAGACACCUUCAAGAUUCAAGGGUGGAAAAAGCUUAACAAUAAUGUCACCUAUCCAUAUAACCAAAAAACAUUUAAUUAUUAACUAAAUGGAUUACCUGUCUUUAAAUGGAAUGAAAUAGACGAAACAUGAAAAACAGUAGAGAAAAAUAUAAUUUAACUGAAUAGAAAUACUUUAUAAAAAUCAUUGUACAUAGUAAUGAAGAGACAAAUCGUCCUGUUUACAUUUUCGUAUUCAUUAUACAAUUUUUUCUAUAGUUUAAUGUACUAUGUUAAAUGUGUCGCAGUGGUGUAUAAUAUAAGGACCUAUGUCUAAAAUAAAAUGCCAAAUUAAGAGAAUAUUAUAAAAUCGUGGUCUUCACGUAAUUAUUAAAAUGAGACUAUAAAAGGAAAAAAUAAAAUGAUUUGACUAAAAAUGGUUUUUGUCUUGAAUUUUUAGGCCUUUAUUAGUUUCAAUUGUCAAAGUAGCCCUUUUUAUUUUCGUUAUGAUGAUGUAAUCCUGGGUGGACAACACACUGGGUGGAAAAAAUGUGAUAUUUCAUUGGAAAAAAAUUUAAUACUCUUCGACAGAUGUUAAUUAUCAGAUAAUUAAUUAAUUGGGCAACCAGGGCGGCAUUACAGUCAUGUACAGUGAAAAUGUCUCUCCCUACUACCCAUCCAUUUAAACGGUGUGCAAAUUCCUUUACUAAGUACUGAGUAUCUAAUCUACGGUCGAUAUGCUUUAAGUUAUGUUUGCUCCUAAAAAAAACAGCACAAACACGACGUUGUAAGGACGCAAGUAAAUAUCGUUUUCUCAAACUUGCUAUGAAAUGAUGACAUGACUUACGUCAAAUUAGGUCCGGAAAUACUACAUAUCAGGUGCGAUGAGUGAAGAUGAUAUGUAAAGGAAUUUCAUACUGCCUUACACACCUAGGACUGUAAAGCAAGCUUCUUUUGUUUUUAACGUCAAAUUGUGACACAACGUCUUGGCAUCCAACCAUCAACUAGCUUCAGUAAGCUUGGUAGUUGGUACGGUGAUUUGUUGUGCAUAUUCGUUGCUAAGCAACGGCAGUGGCGCAUCGCGCAGGCGCGCGGACUAACGCGCGUGAGGUUGUACACCGCCGCUAGUAGAGUGGCGAGCCGAGUAGGUCGCCACAAAACAAAUUGACUACAAUUUUUUGUUUUAAUUGCAAGUUUGAGAAAAGCACUAUACAUGUCUCGGCGAGAAACGGGGUUGCCGGCCGCGUAUCUCUAUCCGGCUUCGCUACGCUCAGCCGUAUAUAUCUACUUGGCCUGCAACCCUACGUUUCCCGGCCUCUAUAGUAAUGUACUAUUACCACAAAUUGUAUCUUAGUCUAGUCAAAAGUCCCACUUUGUCGCUUACCAUAAGGACGAGAGUCGCUUGUAUCUUUAUACGAAUAAUCUGGCAAGGGGUAAACGAAAAAUUGGGACGUUUUGCCAGCCGCGGACAUAAUUAAACAAUAAUACGAGUAAUGUCAAUGUUUGUGAUCAAUGACAGCGCAAAGAACAGUGCGGCAUGCAGUCGCAAUUGGAACCUAAACUUUACCCAAGUAAUUAGGCUACCUACUUAAGUACCCUAAGGGGUGCUUUGGAAUUUCUCAUUAUGAUAACACUAACAGUAUAAUUUCGAUGCUUCCGUUGAGCACAAUUUUAAUCAUACAUUAAUUAAAGCUGUUCCAAAAGCUUUCGCAAAAUAAUGCGAUUAUGUGCUUAAUUGGCCCACGUUCGAAACAGCGCUAGCUGACUACACAGUUAAACAUAACAAUAACAGUAUUUUAAGUUUUAGUAUUUUUAUGUCAAUACAUAAAAGUACUACGUACUAGACACGCUAUCGAGAACAAGUUGUGUCCGCCAUUUUCGGCGUUUGACGUCUGUCACUACGUUUAAGAAUAAUAGCUAUUCAGAGUAAAAACUGUUAUGACAACUGUUCGUUUUCUGCCUAAAUACGUACUAUAAAAAAUCUAGAUAAAUGUAUUUAUUUCCAUUAAAGUGUUAUUAAUGAUUUUUGUUUCUUUUGUGACAUUGCCGAUAUUAAAAUUUAUAAAAAUAAUCUUAAAACCUUAGGUGUUUGGCUCUCGAACUCGUAGCAAUUUUGAUCAAAUCGCACUUAUAACAUGAUAUAUUCUUUAAAUAUAAUAAUAAAAACACUUCAAAAAAUUACAAGAUAACAAAUUUAUAUAUCAUUUUUGUGUAUAUAUUCUACAAACAAUAAGGUACAUUAUCAUUAGUACCUCCGUGUUACAUCUGCGAAAUGAAAUUUAUGCGCCAAAGAAAAUGGCGUACCACCGCGAGUGUUUAAAGUGACGUUUCAAAAUAAUCUAUAUGGCUAAGCUUAAAACAAAACAUUUUUCGCGUGUAUUGUUAUUAUAUUGCUUUUAUUAUGUUUCUGGAUAUUAUUAGAAUACAUUUUCAUAACGCAUAAAGAAAUAUCGUCUCUGCAAAGUUGCAUAAAGUCAAAGUGAAAUGAAAAACUAGAUCGUGAUGGACCUCAUUCCUUAAUACGCUAUUUAUACAUAAUAUAUACGUACAGGCGCCAUCAGAUAUAUCGUGUCGAUACUAUAAUGAUCGUGAUCGUGAGUUAUUGGUGUGGUUGGAAGUUCGGCGUUUGAUGAAACUGGUUUGUAUUGAGCUCAGUAAGUAAAUUCUAAAAUUAUUAGACUUUUAUCCUAACGCAUAAUAAAUACAAAACAUUUGAAAAUCUUUAAAUCAGUUUAAUCGUGAAAUUUCUUGUGCUUAAAUACGGAAUACAGUUAAAUGAGUUUUCGUAUUGAGCAUCACCUUUGGUCGUUAUGCAUGGCGUAUACCUUCCCUCCUUUUCCAAACUAAAAUACCUUUUGUUAGAAGACAAACCAUCUCAGUGUUAGGACCUAUGUACUAUAAAUAAUGACAAUAUACUGCCUAAUUAGAUUAUCUGUGCUACCGAGUUCCUUCUAGGCGAUAACUAGAUUUACUUCUACUAAGCACGUACGAACCCGCCAAGCUCAAGCAAACAAUAAAUCAAGCAAUUAUGAACUUUAUAUUUAUGUGUUAAGAACCUUCACAAGUUUACCACAUGAAGUGGUUGGCACGUAUGGCGAACGACGGCGAACGUGACGAUUCACUCUCGUUUCGUGGCCGCUAUUGAAUUCAGAACAUUCUUUUGGGUUUGACGUCACGGUGUAGUGCAGUUUCAUAUUAUCAGUAACAUGGCCAUUUUUAGGGUUCCGUACUAAAAAGGUACAAAAGGAACCCUUAUGGUGCGACUCUAUCCGUCCGUCCGUCUGUCUGUCUGUCUGUCACAUCGCUAAAUAUCUCGAGAACUACUUAUUUUUAAUAACUAUGGGAAAUGCCCAAUAUGAAGAGGGGGCAAAAAUUUCAAAGUCUAGUGACUAGGUCAUGUGGGGUAUCAUUUGAAAGAGUUUAAAUUGACUAUUCCAAACAAUUUUUAUAAUUUUUUAGUAGUGGAAAAAAAAAUAUUUAUGAAGGAAGAUGUGAAAUAAAUACUUCCCCC